GGUUGCGAACCCGCGAGGGCUUCAGUGUUGCAUCUCGCCUUGCUGUCGAAACUCGCCGUGCUGUUUCGUCUUCUCAAAAUGGGCUGGCUCAACACUGGAGCAUGCAUGACGCUUGCUGUUAUGGCCACUGCCAGUAUUGUGGCGAACCGCCCCCAUCGCGAACCCAUAGACGGAUUCAGGAUGCUCGGUGCUUUUCCCCGUGUAGUGGCCAUCUCCUCUUCAAACAACGAUACCUCGUUCAAGUGCCUCGCCGCUACUAGAACUCAUUUCGACUUGGAAGCAAAGAGGGCGGCCUUUGUGUGGCACUUGGGAGGAAACCGCGCAUCCACUGCCACGAGGAAUGUCACUUUCGACAUACAAGCGGGAAAUGCACCUGACCAGACAACGUACUUCAUAGACAACGACAUGACUCGCCCGUACACUGCCUACUACAACUACACUGACUAUGAGACCUGCAUGGUGAUGAUAGUUCCCUACAACAACCAUGAUCACUGCUUGUUGUGGGUGAAACCUGCCGUGGCACAUGAUGUUCCGAGGCACUGCUUAGACCACUAUGAAGAGUCUUGCGACGUCCGGGUUCCUCAAUAUGACAAUGACCUCUGCGGCAACCUGUCAUAAAGAGAUUUUACUGAAACUCACUGUUGAAACAUUCUGGUCGCAGGAGCUAAUGCCCUCCCCCCCCCCCCCC
Messenger RNA from Dermacentor silvarum, 688 nucleotides. RefSeq lists its product as uncharacterized. Lineage: Eukaryota; Metazoa; Arthropoda; Arachnida; Ixodida; Ixodidae. Gene Ontology annotation, molecular function: amine binding. Bases 79 to 618 code for a protein of 179 amino acids. Gene Ontology annotation, biological process: symbiont-mediated perturbation of host defenses. The transcript has 5 exons. The record is from RefSeq and is a predicted model, not a curated record.